Messenger RNA from Dromaius novaehollandiae (emu), 6989 nucleotides. RefSeq names its product transmembrane protein 45A (gene TMEM45A). Bases 462 to 1289 code for a protein of 275 amino acids. NCBI's taxonomy places the organism in Eukaryota, Metazoa, Chordata, Aves, Casuariiformes, Dromaiidae. The record is from RefSeq and is a predicted model, not a curated record. The transcript has 6 exons.
ACAUGGGGAAUUUUUGGGCUACUGUCAGCAACCUAUACUUGGUUGGCAAAGUGUCUCCGUGUGUGUGCGUUAAAACACCUUUACAAUACCAUCGAGCUUGCUAAUUACUGGAAAAAGCUAAACCCUGCCGCAUUUUCUGCGAUUAUUCCAAUAAAAACUACACUCAGCUUGUACACAUAAGGAAAAAAGCCUCGCGUUUACAAGUAGCUGUAAAUGAUGCCCAUUCCUUACACCAGCCAGGUGCAGAAGCAUUACCUAGUACUUAAAACUUGUAACCGAUCUAGACCAUUGAUACUGUUGUCCUUAUUAAUCUUACUUACCUGUUUGUCCUCUUCCCCAGGCAGUGCUUUUCCAGCUUGCCCUGUCCCGCGGGGCGCAGCUCCCUGGUGCCUAAACUGGGCGCGCAGGACAGCUGGGCCCAUCCGCAGGGCAAAAGAAAGGUUGUUGUGUAGUAGAAAACCAUGGGCAAUUUCAAAGGUCAUGCCCUGCCUGGAAGCUUUUUCCUUCUUUUUGGCUUGUGGUGGUCAGUGAAGUAUCCACUGAAGUAUGUCUGUCGAAAAAACAAGAAUGCUUGCUACCUUGGUUCCAGGGCAGGAUUUCAGCGCCUGGAAUUUGUUGAGGGGAUCAUCAAAGCUGUCUUUGCCCUGAUUGGAAUGCUGGCUGAGCAGUUUGUUCCUGAUGGACCUCAUCUGAAGUUGUAUAAUUAUGAGGAAAAACACUGGGAUCACUUGAUGAACUGGCAGCAUGCCACCAUGUAUCUCUUUUACGGCAUUUCAGGGUUGGUUGACAUCGUGGCUCAUGGGACAAAUGCGUUGCCAGUGGCCAUGGACAGAAUGAUGCUUUCAUUAGCAGUUUUUAUUGAAGGCUUUCUCUUCUGUUACCAUCUCCAUGGGAGAGCCAUGCUGGAUAUUCAUGUUCAUCAGUUAUUGUUAUUUGCUAUCUUUGGAGCUGCCAUUUGCAUAUUUCUGGAAGUUUUCUUCCGUGGCAGUAUUGUACUAGAAAUGCUCCGUACAAGCCUCUGCAUAUUACAAGGCAGCUGGUUCUGGCAGAUUGGCUUUGUUCUUUAUCCUCCAAAUGGGAGUCCUGAGUGGAAUCAAAUGGAUCAUACUAAUAUGAUGUUCCUGACAAUGUGCUAUUGCUGGCAUUAUGCUUUUGCUUUUCUUAUCAUUGCAGUGAAUUAUACAAUUGUCAGCUGGGCAGUUCGUUCAAAGAUUAAACAGUCGCAAUCCAUGGAGAUGGGAUUACUGAAAACAUCUGAACGAGAUCAGGAGUCUGAAGAUGAAAUUUAGUAUGAAUGGGGUUUUACUAGUUUGCCCACUCUACUAUUAGGCGAAUUGUUACCUCAUUUCUAGACUUGUUUACCAUCUUAUUCAUCCUUUAUACAACUUGCUAUGCAAAUAUCAUCCUUUGGAGUACUGUAUACAUCUGCACAGUUAGAUUUUUAUUUGCAGAGGGUAAGCUUGAUGUGUGAUGAUUCCGUUAAUACCUUGCUUAUCUCGUAUGUCAGUGGAAAAACAGAUUAAUAUUAGACAAACUUGGACUGGAUGAGGGGACAUUAUCAAGUCUGUGAGUUAGACUCAUUAACAGCUAGGCAAAAUGUUUUUCUUCUGCUUUUUAAGGAACUGAUAAGAUGAACUAAUUAAGAUGUCCAAAUAGGUGCUUUUGCUGAAUUGCAAGUCACUGUGCAUAAAUAACUGUGCAGACCUUGGAAACAGUAGAACAACAUAGAAAGUGAUAGUCUAACAGUUGCCUUGUCUAACACGUUUGUGUCUUUGCUUGUAGCUUUAUGUUAAAUGGAAAGAACUACUCACUGCAAAUCCAUUCCGCAUUUCUUUGAAGAGUAUGUGGUUUGGUCAUGCUCAUACAGACACUACCAAACUUCUAUAGGAGGACCAAAGAGGUGUAUAAUAAUUAAAAGUGACUGGAAUUAUUAAUCUCAUGCCUAGAUCUCCUGCCUCUUUCCUAUCUUUUGGCUUUGAAAGGCAGUGAAUUGGCUCUACUUCUCCCAGGCAUACUGAGUGACUUCUUUUCUAGAAAAGCUGAUGUGUGUCCAGUGGAGCAGCAUCUGACCACAAAGGCAGUUUCUUCACCAAUGUUAUUUUCUUUCCUUCAGUGGAAUUUAGUGGAAUUUCAGCAGGGUUCAGGGAGAGACACAUGACCAGACACAGCACAUAAUCAGGAGCAGGUAAUGUUGAACUGGAUUUAAUGGUGGAUGAGAUGGAUUUGCACCCUUUUCCCAAUCCCUUCCUAGCAAAUUCUAAGCAGUGUGCAUAAUGAGCUGUGUGAGGGCAGGUGUUUCAUUCAUAGUAACUCCAUGCCUAGCUAAUUGCAACAGGAUCUGAAUUAAAAAGAAAGAUUGUUUUUUAAUUGUAUUUCUUUUUUCAAAUGGACAAACCAAAGUCCUGAUCCUGUGAAAAACGGGGUGCCCUCCUCCGCAGCAUUCAGUGUCAGUAGGAUGUGCUCCAAUCUGAACAGUACAAAAAAAGGAAGUAAAAGAUACGUGGCAAAAGACAGUAGAAAGUUAUGUUGUAUGUAAGCGCACUGCCCCCAUGGGGUGGACAUCUGUAGUACAGCUCUAGCUCUAAAUGCAUCUUUUCAAAGACAUGGAUUAGCAUGUGGACAGGAGAGAGUGUUUGUUGUUCAGCAACACGUACACUCUGUUUUGCAGAGGAUGGAGCACAGGAGGAAUGCUGAUGGCAGUGGGCCACUUUGUAUAUCCAUCAGUAGUGAGGUGGUUAUUCUGGACAAGUAGCUCCCUUCGUUCAGAACACCUCUUGUAAAAAUCUUGUCGUCUUCUAAUUACUUUUGGAAAUUCACUAGUACAGGACAAUAAAUUCUGUACAAAUACUAUGAAUUCAUCAGGUUUAGUACUAUAGAAGUCUAUUUCUUUCACUAGUCUAAUAUCUGCAUAUGCUCCUAAAGGAAUGCAGAAUUGGACUCUGGUGGAUGAACAAGAGUUGCAGGAUCUGGUCCCUUCACUUUUGAGCUUCAUCUGUAUUUUUCAGUGUAAUUUGGAGAAAUGAGUAGCAUAACAUUACUAAUUGCAGUAGGCCUACUACAUAAGAAGAUAAGCACAGAAAAUAAUUUAUAGCUCAAAGGGAUCCCAAGACUUAGAAAAAAAUCAAGGCUGUUUCACCUUGAAAGGAACAUAAGCAUUCACCUCAUUUCCAGGACCCACAUACUUUUCUUCUCUUUUUUAAAGAGAGCCUGCCUUAGCUGUAUGUGCUGUUAAUGCUUAAGUUUUAGAAUGUCAGGUUUAUCACUGCCUUUCUAAAGUGAGUGAGGUUGUUUAUUCUGAAGCAGAUCUUAAGGAAGUGCUUUGCUCCUCAUAGGCAGAAACAAUGCAAGUUUCUUCACUGCUUUUCUGAAUAAAUAUAUUUAAUACUGUACAAGUACUAAGGUGCUCUGUCUCUAAACUAAAGGGAUAACCCAAGCAGGAGAAAAAUAUGUUAAAAUGGCUGAGCUUGGAUGUCUUCUUAGAAUACUUCAGUUGGUCAUUUUUGAGAAUACUCUAGAUUUUUGCUAAGUGUCAUGAAGUGACAUUUGGAACUAGAUGUGAGAUUAUCUGGAUGAGCCUAAUUCUGAAGGUGAGAAUAGUCAACUCCCAGACAUUUCUUUGUUUAGAAAUGUGUAAUGGGAAAUGGCAGAUGCAUAGCCAAGGAAAGAUCACCAUUUCUCUCAAUAAUUGUUUGCUCUUCUUUAGUGCCUUUCUCUGAAAUGUCUUGGAGAUUUUGGCAAACUUAAAAUCUGUCUCAGGGCAGUCUUGUGAGCUAGGUAUCAGUGUGGGUAUUUUUGCAGCUCUUCAUCUCGGCUUUACAGUGGUCUUAAUGUAAGCUCUGAAAUAAAUGAUACCUACUUAACUUGGCAAAUCUAAGACUUGAGUUUCACUGGUGCAGUUCCAUUAAAAUCAGAUUUUCCGUUGGCAUAAGUCAGAAGGAAUAUCCACUGGUUUUCUGAGGAGCUUGCCUGUUAAUAGUAGCAGGGAAAUAUUGACCAAAUGCAGUGUGUCAUUACACCCAACUACAAUCUUAUAUUUCGGUAUAAUUCAUUGUUCUACAUCACUAUUGUCUGUAAGCUUUUUUUAAAGGGCAGAAUUUUUUACCCAUUAGAAUUCUUGAGAUGUAGAGCUUUUGCUGUGCUAUGAAGUGAAGAAGAUAGUUUUAUGUCUAGCAGAACUUGGGGAUUAUUACAAAAGUUUGUCUUGAUAAGCCAAAAUCAGUUGACAAAGUCAGCCCCAUAGAUGAGUUAAAUAUUUUAAUAAUUUGAAUGAGCUGUGAAUUUGGAGGGUGUUUAGCAAAUUCUCCUUCUGAAAAAACUGCUUUUUUAGAAACAAAAAGUGCCAGUUCCAGAACUUGAUGGCCAGAAAAGAGGUAACCUGCCAGUGUUUCCCCUGUGACCUUCUCAGCCUUGCGAUUCUGACUCUCACCUGGGCAUUAUUCCAGCAGUGGUUGUAGGUCUGUGUUUUGUUGUGAGAGAACUCGAUUAGGGUUCAGCCUGCUGAGAGGUAUCAUCUGCAUCUCCCUAUGUCCCCUUUCGGUGAAUCUCCUGCAGAUUGUCAGAGAACUGGAAAAAUAAGUCUAUCAGACUCACUUUACUGGCUGAGGUGCAACCAUGCAUAGCAAAGACAUUUAUGAAAAACUCCAGUGACAAAGCUAAUACAGUCUGUGGCAAAGAACUCUAGGAUAUACUUCUUAAAAGUAACUCUUCAUAUAAGAGCAGGUCUCAUUGUAUUCUUAAGCUCGAAGAAAUGCAAGUCAAAACAGAUCCUGAAGUCUUACAGAAACAGUAGUCUCUUGGAUUUAAUUUUUAAUGUUUACACUACAUGUAGAGUGAAAGUUAAAGUGAGUUUCUCAGCCUAAUAUAUUUUUGGUAGCACAAAAGAAAGAAACAAUCCAUUUAAGGAGUGGUCAUUUGUUAAGCGGAACAUUUGACCCAUUCUUUUCAAGCAUUGUUCAAAAGCGGUGUCUAGAACACUAAGGUAGCUAUUAUGGUUAAAAAGGUAUGACCUUUGUCGUUCCACUAGCAACAGAUUUUGUUUGAAUUUCAUGAGUGGAUGGAAGUCUGACGAGUUUACAAACACCACUCAGAAAAAGGUAGCUGCUCUCAAGAAAAUUUAAAUUAUUGUUAAAUAUUGGUGCCUUUUAAAAAACUAUAUGGUAGUUAAUAAUAGAAAAGAUAUGCCUGUAAUUUUAUUUAAAUAAAAAUGAUUUAUUCAUCUAAGAUAUCUGUCAUGUUUUCAGGGGAAAAAUAUAGUCAUUUAUGGGGCAGAGUGAAGCGGGGUAGACAUGUUACCCUUAUGGCCCACUUGGACAAUUCUUUCAUUUUGCUGUCACUUACAAUACAGAUGAAAAUAGCUGUUCUUGAGACUUGGAUGGUAGAUCUCCACAGAGUCACAAAAGUCAAAUGCUAGGGGUUAAGGGGAUCCCAGAUUUGGGUCUGUUCUCCUGUUCCGUAUACCAUGGAGCAGUCAGCAAGGCAUGUGAACAGGACUGUAUGAACUGUGGAUUUUUCAGUUUUGGCAAGCUUGAUAAUAAAAAUAUUUAGGAUUGUUUUGACCUAUUUAACUUUGCUCUCUUUUCUCUUUAAAGAAAAAAAAACUCUUUCAGCUGUAAGAUGAAAAUGCAUUCUGAAACCGAAAAACUGAAGUAUUUGGAAAAAUGUUUAUAAUUGCGGGUUUUUUCUUCUCCAUAUUUUGGACCACUUUUAAAAAUUAACACUCGGGGACUGUAUUUGGCAAAAAUUUGCAAGAAAUUUUGGCUUCUCUCAAACUGUGUUUUGGUGGAUAAAUUUAUUAUUCAUUAAAGAUUAUAGUUGCGUGGCUUUCUUCCAUCAUUCCAUGGAUUUGAUACCACUUUCCUACAUAUUUUACAGGUGGUGUUUUUUCAGUUAUAGAGAACUUCAAGUGGUAUAUACUUCCAUGUACAUAAGAAAACUUUUAAAUUUCUCCAGGACUAGGUAAGGAAGAGAAAGUCAGCAUUUCCUACUUUCUUAUAUCAUCUUUAUGUUCUGAAAGAAUUGCAGAAGACUUAAAAUAAUCAGUAAGAAAUUUUAAAGAGCUAGAAAUAGCUUUAAAUAAAUAAGUUGGGGAAUCAGCUAGUUUGCAUUAGAAAACCAAACGUACCAAUGUCUUCGUAUCCCCUGAGGUUGCGGCUAGGGCCAGUUACCCCCAAACAUGUCACCAGGGAGACUGUUUACUCUCAUGUUUGAUGACAAGGAAGAGCCAGUGACAGACUACAUGCCUGAUGCCAUUUAGGUAAUCAUGUAAAAUGCACAUUUUGGCAGCCAUGCUCUCUAUAAAACAUAGCAGAUGCAGUGUGUGGCGGGAGCUCAGCUCAGAGCAGGGGUGUGAUUCUCUUUGCAGGGAAGACCGGGGACCUCGCGGUCACUUCAGUGUUUAGCUGAGACACACAGGAAACAUUUUAGUUUGGAUGAAGAGAGCACUUUGGGAGCACAUCACCAGAUGGUCCUAACUUCAAGUGCUUUGGUUUGCCUCAUGGAGAGGUAUCAGAGCAUGGGAACUGGAGUCAUUUGAAAUGAGAUUGAAUUGAAAGAUGCACUGCAGCGGUGUGCCUGAUGUGCUCCAAGUACUAAUGGGCAUUUGAGUCCGUGGAACAAAAAUAGAGCCCCAAAACACAGCUGUUGUGUAAUGCAUAAUUAUUGCACUCCACAGGUCUGCUCCUAGAGCACCACGGAUGUACAUGCGGCUAUAGGUAAGGCAAAGGGUUUGUCUGAUACUGGAAGGAGGGAGUGAAUCGCUGAUCACAACGGUAAAUAGAUUAAAUGUGGCCUUCUCUCUUUCUCUUAUCUGUACUUCUGCAAAGCUUUGUCGUUGUUCUAAAUUCUAUAAAUAAACAUUUUUAUUUGCUUUUAUCUAAACCUAGCUUGAAUUAAGAGUGAAUUUGGCAGUUCAAGGCAUUUUGAUUCUGAAGGUUCAUUUGUCUUUAAAGCUGAGGCAACUAGACAACUUUUGUCUGGUACCUUAAUGCAGU